AGCUGAUCCUUGCACUCUGCAUUGGCGGCUGGCAAGGAGUGAGUGUGGACCGAGGCUGACCAGAGCCAAAGGUGAACUAGGAGACUACUUGACGCGCCGGAUAUAAGCUGACACUCCUAAGAAAUUGAAGCCUUAUAUAAACAUGCCAGUUAUGUUGUCAUUAUCCCGUGGACUAUCGAAAUGUUGCAAUGGAAUAUCAAAGUUUACGUCCAGAUUGGAGCCUUGUGUUACUAAACUCCGCGUAACGGGGGUUACAUCACCACACAGACACUAUGUGACGUCCCUGAAUCCUUCCCAUGGCCUCACAGAGGAGCAGGUGGCCAUAUACCAGCUGGCUACAGACUUCGCUAUCAAGGAGAUGCUGCCAAACAUGGCUGUCUGGGAUGAAAAGGAAUUGUUCCCGGUAGAUACAAUGCGAGCAGCAGCAGCUCUAGGAUUUGGUGCCAUAUAUGCUAGCGAAGAGUAUGGUGGAACAGGGCUGAGCCGUCUUGAUGCCUCCAUUAUAUUUGAAGCUCUGUCCAAAGGCUGCACCUCCACCACUGCUUACAUCAGCAUUCACAACAUGUGUGCAUGGAUGAUUGACCAUUUUGGAAAUUCUUCACAAAAAGAGCAGUGGAUCCCUCAGCUUGCCUCAAUGGACAAGUUUGCUUCUUACUGUUUGACAGAACCAGGGUCAGGCUCAGACGCAGCCUCUCUCUCAACAACAGCAAAGAGGGACGGAUCUGAUUUGAUUCUGAAUGGAUCAAAGGCCUUUAUCAGUGGUGGAGGUGACACAGAUGUUUAUCUUGUUAUGUGCCGGACAGGAGGCCAGGGACCAAAGGGCAUAUCAUGUGUUCUUGUUGAGAAAGGAACUCCAGGUCUGAGUUUUGGCAAAAAAGAAAAGAAAGUUGGUUGGAACUCACAGCCCACUCGAAUGGUGAUCUUUGAAGAUUGUCGAGUUCCUGCUUCAAAUAUCAUAGGAAGUGAAGGCCAGGGAUUUAAUAUUGCAAUGAAGGGACUCAAUGGGGGCCGUAUUAAUAUUGCUUCCUGCUCACUAGGGGCGGCCCAGGCUAGCGUAGAGGCAGCUGUUGAUUAUGUUAAAGUUAGAAAGCAAUUCUCAAAGCCGCUGUCAAGUUUUCAGAACACUCAAUUCCGACUUGCUGAGAUGGGCACGGAGGUGGUGGCCUCCCGGUUACUGGUGCGCAACGCUGCCCGGGCACUGCAGGAUGAUCACCCAGACACGGUGGCCUUGUGCUCCAUGGCCAAGUACUUCGUCACUGAAAGGUGUUUUCAGGUGAUCAAUGAGGCUCUUCAGCUGCAUGGUGGCUAUGGUUACCUGAAGGACUACCCAGUGCAGCAGUACCUGAGGGACUCACGGGUCCACAUGAUCCUUGAGGGAACCAAUGAAGUCAUGCGGUUGCUUAUUGCCCGCCAUGUUCUCUCUGAGUGGAAGUGAGCCUCCUGUGUUGUAGUCUUGAUGUAGUUGUGAUAUGGUUGUAAAGAGUGGUUAGGCUAGAUGUAAGACGUAAUUAUUUUGUGUGUGUGAGAGAGAGAGAGAGAGGGAGAGCCAUCUGUAUAUAAUUAAGAGGUUGAAUUUUUGCUACUAUUAAGUCUUAAUACAUUAGAAAGAUGUUAUUAUAUUGUAUUCCCAAUGAACACGUCUCUGGCUUGGAUGAAUCUCUGAGAGGGAAGUCAGUGGGUGUUGCAUUGUAAUGAUAAUAAGUGUGCAGGACAGUAUGUAAAGAAUAGUCAUGUACUGUGCAUUAAAGAAGAAAGUACAGGAUAGUGUUAGAAAUGGUUGAGUAUACUUUGCCUAGCUCAUGAGGAGUGAGGGUGUGACCAGUAUUGCAAAUUAUAUUAUAGAUUUCAGAUUUAGAUUAUUUUACAGAUAUUCCAAUUUUUAUUUUUAAAGCAUGGUUUUAGAGAAUAGCAAGUAUAUUUUUUUUGAUUGGCAGUUUCAGUUUUGUCGUAUCUGUCGCUACUUGGGCCUUUUUUUUUUUUGCAUUUGUAUUAAAAUGCAAAA
Messenger RNA from Scylla paramamosain (green mud crab), 2002 nucleotides. Its product is annotated as isobutyryl-CoA dehydrogenase, mitochondrial-like. Gene Ontology annotation, cellular component: mitochondrion. Bases 143 to 1435 code for a protein of 430 amino acids. The record is from RefSeq and is a predicted model, not a curated record. Gene Ontology annotation, biological process: lipid metabolic process. Gene Ontology annotation, molecular function: flavin adenine dinucleotide binding; acyl-CoA dehydrogenase activity. The transcript is spliced from 9 exons. Lineage: Eukaryota; Metazoa; Arthropoda; Malacostraca; Decapoda; Portunidae.